AUGGAUGAUACUACUCAAUUUGAUGAGCAACCUUUGGAUGCUGUCUUUGGUGACAGAGUUAGAAGAUUUCAAGAAUUUUUGGACAGAAUAGAUGCAAAUACUGGUGUUGAUUACAGAGCUCAAAUAAGAGACUUGAUUAUUAAAGGUAAAUACAGAUUAAAUGUUUCAAUUGAUCAAAUCAGAGAUUUCGACAGAGAGUUUUGGCAAGGGUUAUUGAACCAACCUGCUGAUUAUUUACCGGCUUGUGAGCGUGCUUUAAGAGACACAGUUUUAACAAUUUACGAUCCUAGUGACUCAUCGUUCCCAAGUGACUUUGAUACAAACCAGCAGUAUUACUUGAGUUUUAAGGGAGCUUUUGGUAGUCAUUCAAUCACCCCUAGAUCCAUUGACUCAAAUUACUUAUCAAAGAUGGUGUCGAUUGAAGGUAUUGUCACAAGAGCUUCUUUAGUUCGCCCUAAAGUCAUUAGGUCAGUGCAAUAUGCUGAUGCUACUGGUAGAUUCUACGCAAGAGAAUACAGAGAUCAAACCACUUCUUUUGAUGCUAUUUCAACCCCUCCAAUUUAUCCCACUGAAGACAUGGAUGGUAACAAAUUGACUACCGAGUAUGGUUAUUCAACGUAUAAAGAUCAUCAAAAAAUAUCUGUUCAAGAGAUGCCAGAAACUGCACCAGCAGGUCAAUUACCCAGAUCCGUGGAUGUCAUUUUAGAUGAUGACUUGGUGGAUCUUACAAAACCAGGAGACCGUGUUCAAAUUGUUGGGGUUUACCGUGCAUUGGGUGGAGGUGUAAACAACAAUUCUUCAUUCAAAACAGUUAUUUUGGGAAAUUCUGUUUACCCACUACAUGCUAGAUCGACUGGUGUCGCGUCACAAGAAAAGAUUACCGAUCACGAUAUCAGAAAUAUAAACAAGCUUUCCAAAGACAAGAAAAUAUUUGAUAUCUUAUCUCAGUCAUUAGCUCCUUCGAUUUAUGGAUUUGAGCAUAUCAAGAAGGCAGUUUUGUUGAUGAUGAUGGGAGGUGUGGAAAAGAAUUUGGACAAUGGUACCCAUUUGAGAGGAGAUAUCAAUAUUUUAAUGGUUGGUGACCCAUCGACAGCAAAGUCUCAAAUCUUGAGAUUUGUUUUGAAUACGGCUUCAUUGGCUAUUGCAACAACUGGUAGAGGUUCUUCUGGUGUUGGUUUGACUGCUGCAGUAACCACUGAUAAAGAAACCGGUGAAAGAAGACUAGAAGCCGGUGCGAUGGUUUUAGCAGACAGGGGGAUUGUGUGCAUUGAUGAGUUUGAUAAGAUGUCGGACUCAGAUAGAGUAGCGAUUCACGAAGUCAUGGAACAACAAACUGUCACCAUCGCUAAAGCAGGUAUCCAUACCUCCUUAAAUGCUCGUUGUUCUGUCAUUGCAGCAGCCAACCCAGUAUUUGGUCAGUAUGAUGUACACAAAGAUCCACACAAGAAUAUUGCUUUGCCGGAUUCGUUGUUAUCUCGUUUCGAUUUGUUAUUUGUUGUCACGGAUGACGUCAAUCCAACCAAAGAUAGAGUCAUUUCAGAACAUGUAUUGAGGAUGCACAGGUUUGUGCCUCCCGGAAUGAUGGAAGGAGAGCCAAUCAGGGAAAAAUCAAAUGUGACACUAGCCGUUGGUGAUGACGAGGUAAAUGAACAAGAGUUGUUGGAACAACCAGUUUUCGAAAAAUUUAACGCUUUAUUACAUGCUGGUGUAGCAAGAAAUUCCAAGAAAUCGCCUACGAUCUUGUCAAUUCCAUUUUUGAAAAAGUACAUUCAAUAUGCCAAACAAAGAAUCAAGCCUGUACUAACAAAGAGUGCGUCUGCUUAUAUUGUAACCACUUAUUCAUCGCUAAGAAACGACUUGAUUGGAAACAAUCAAAGAAACACAGCACCAAUCACAGCUAGAACUUUGGAAACUUUAAUCCGUUUGGCUUCAGCUCACGCCAAGGUGAGAUUGUCCAAAAGUGUAGAGGUCAAGGAUGCUAAAGUUGCCGAGGAAAUGUUGAGAUACGCUUUGUUCAAGGAAAUCCCCAAGAAACAAAAGAAAAAGAGAAGAACCGUUGCUGAAACUUUUGAUUCAGAGCUGGAAUCUGAGGAAGAUUCAGAGGAAGAAAUAGCGGGAACUAGACCAAGUACGAGAAGAACUAGGCUAACGGAACAGCAAGAGCAACAACAACAGAGAACUCCAGAAACCACGCCAGAGCCACCAUUGGGUCAUCAAGAUAACGAUGGUGAUACAGAAGAGGUCGGUGAUGAGUUGGAGCAAUUCCACAUAACAAACGAGAAUGAACAACAAUCUUCUCAGGCCGAAGAUACUCAAUCUAGUUCCCACAUACAUCCACUUAGUGAUAGAGCAACUAAUACCGAACAGCCAUCCAGGAUAAGUUCAGAAAGGUUCCAAACCUUCAGAAGAGUACUUCAAAAAGUUAUUCGCUCUGAAGUGUUUACAGGUCCCGAGUCACAACGUAUUGCUCCUAUUGAAAGUGUCACGACUGCCAUCAAUGAAGAAAUGGCACAGGAGGAGAAAUUUACAGAGUCUGAAAUCGAAACCGGACUUGAGAAGAUGCAAGAUGAUAACAAAAUUUUCCUCGCUGAAGGUAAAGUGUGGACAAUGUAG
Lodderomyces orthopsilosis Co 90-125 is the source of this 2613-nucleotide messenger RNA. It is a transcript of the gene MCM3, whose product is annotated as MCM DNA helicase complex subunit. Gene Ontology annotation, biological process: DNA replication; double-strand break repair via break-induced replication; DNA strand elongation involved in DNA replication. NCBI's taxonomy places the organism in Eukaryota, Fungi, Ascomycota, Pichiomycetes, Serinales, Debaryomycetaceae. Gene Ontology annotation, cellular component: MCM complex; nucleus. The record is from RefSeq and is a predicted model, not a curated record. Bases 1 to 2613 code for a protein of 870 amino acids. Gene Ontology annotation, molecular function: ATP binding; single-stranded DNA helicase activity; single-stranded DNA binding. The transcript has a single exon.